Molecule: messenger RNA, 4185 nt
Organism: Cavia porcellus (domestic guinea pig)
Lineage: Eukaryota; Metazoa; Chordata; Mammalia; Rodentia; Caviidae
Gene: Rnf141
Product: ring finger protein 141
Exons: 6
Coding region: 188-880 (230 amino acids)
Biological process (GO): protein autoubiquitination
Molecular function (GO): ubiquitin-protein transferase activity
Source: RefSeq, a predicted model, not a curated record
CAGGCAACGCGCCUAGAGACAGGGCGUUGCGUCACUGAGGCGCGACAGUGUCGCCCGUCGAGCCGCUUCCAGCGGCGUUCCUGAGCGGCUGGUGGAGCAGCGUCGCUGCUGCAGGGACCACGAUGCCUUGAGCCUGUGAAAUUAUGUGAAGCAACACUUUCUGAAUUCUAAAAGACAUCAUUUCAUCAUGGGACAGCAAAUUUCAGAUCAGACGCAACUGGUUAUUAACAAGUUACCAGAAAAAGUAGCAAAACAUGUAACAUUGAUUCGAGAAAGUAGCUCCCUAACUUACGAAGAAUUUCUUGGGAGAGUAGCUGAACUCAAUGAUGUAACGGCUAAAAUAGCUGCUGGCCAGGAGAAACAUCUUCUCUUUGAGGUACAGCCUGGUUCUGAUUCCUCUGCCUUGUGGAAGGUGGUCGUACGGGUGGUCUGUACCAAGAUUAACAAAAGCAGUGGCAUUGUAGAAGCAUCACGGAUCAUGAAUUUGUACCAGUUCAUUCAGCUUUAUAAAGACAUGACAAGUCAAGCGGCAGAAGUGUUGGCUCAGAGCUGCACCUCUGAGGAGCCCGAUGAAAACUCAUCUUCUGUAACUUCUUGUCAGGCUAGCCUUUGGAUGGGAAGGGUGAAGCAGCUGACUGAUGAGGAGGAGUGUUGCAUCUGCAUGGAUGGACGAGCUGACCUCAUCCUGCCUUGUGCUCACAACUUUUGCCAGAAGUGUAUUGAUAAGUGGAGUGACCGACACAGAAACUGCCCUAUCUGUCGCCUGCAGAUGACUGGAGCAAAUGAAUCUUGGGUAGUGUCGGACGCACCCACAGAGGACGACAUGGCUAACUACAUUCUUAACAUGGCUGAUGAGGCAGGCCAGCCCCACAGGCCAUGACCUUGUGGGGAAGAGCUUCUUUUGUUAUUGUGAGCUGCAAACAGGAUGUGAUCAUAGAGGAAGAGCAGAGGUAUCUUGUGGCACAGAUACAGAAAAACUAAUUUUUCCCAUCUUAUUUUUGUUAUUCUGAUAAUGUGUCCCAUUUUUAAAAUAAACUUUCCGUGUCUUCCAUUCACAGUAAACUAAAAUUUGCUACUGUUUUAGACUGUAUUUUAUGUGUUCUAAUGUAUAUUAGAACUAAUUGCUCUUGACUCCUUUGCUAGCAAAUAACAGCAAUAUUUCCAGAAGUUUUGGACAAACUACAGAUUUUGAGAGCAGGUGUAUUCUGGAAUCUGUUUAGUUACAUCUUAAAAACUGGAGUUUUGAAAAGCUGCAACUAUCUGAGAGAAAAAUUUUAAUGGCUAAAAACAUAGACUAUGUGAAAGUGCAUGUUACUACUUUAGUCUUUCUGCUGGAAUCGAAGGAGUAUGUAUACGCCCUCUUGUGGUUAGCUAAUGCUCCUUUAAUAAUUUUUACUUGAAGUGAUCUGAUCCACAAUUUCCUAACUAUGUGACUUCAGCAGUGUGUGUUUUUCAACUACAUAGUUUUUACUUUGUCUUUUUUCUUUGUCUUUGUCUUUUUACUUUGUCUUUUUAUAGUGAAGACUAUAAAGUUGGAACUUUGCCUUAUAAAUGAAUUUCUGCGGGAGAGUCCUCUUGAUUGUUCUGGAAAUACCUUUCCAAAGCUGAAAAACUGUUUCAAGCAACUUUUGAUAAUGUUCGUACAUCCUAGAGUUUCAGAAGGAAAUUUUUCAUCACAGUACAUACCUUUACACUUACAGAUUAUGAUGAAUAAUUUUAUAUUGAUUUAUGGUGCUUUUAUUUUAACUCAAAGGCAUCUUUGUGAGGUUUCAAAGUUCUCAAAUUUCUUUUCAAAUUUCUUAGGUAAAGAAAGGAACUUAGGGUAAGGCUUCUUUGCCAUAUACAUGUAAAAUACCUCUUCAAGCCAGCAAAUAAUUUGGUAUCUUAUUGUUUCACUCUGUUUCCUUGGAAAGUCUAAAGAAAUAUAGUAAAUGGAAUUAUGAUCUUCAGUAGCACCUCAACCAAUUUGUAGAUUUUGUGAAGUAAAAAUUUUAACAUUAAAAUUUCAGCAUAGAAUAAAGCUAGGGCCUGAAGUCUCCUUUAAAACAAUUAUUUUAACAUUCCAUGUAAAUUUUCUGACCUAUUCUUGGUAUCUUGCAAAUACUACUAUUUUUCUAAGUAGCAAAGUAUACCAAAUUGCUGCUUAUUGAUGGCGUAAGUUUUGGAUGUUAAGAUUUUAGUAAGUAUGCAAAUAAAAUCCAUUUCAAGAAAAAAUGUCUAAAACAACUUUUUUUUUUUUGCCCCCACAACUGAAUGUUGAUAUUCAUGCUGAGGGCUGCUAAGUACCAAAAAGUAAAAUACUCACUCUUGUUGGUUUAUACAAGCAGAGUUCUGUGGACUCUUACUAACCUGGUAGUAUGCCUGAUGGUUAUAUAAUCUUGAGAAAAUCUUUUCCUCAUUUGUAACUUCCUCUUUUAGAAACAUAUUUUCUCUAUGGUUUUUGAACUGUUGCAGCAGUAAAAUCAUCUUUUCUCCCAAGUAAAAUCUUAGCACCCUAGCCAGGCGUGGUGGCACAUGCCUGUAUUCCCAGCACUCAGGAGGCUGAGGCGAGAGGACCACUGUGAGUUCAAGGGCAGCAUGAACUACAUGGCAAGAGCCUGUCUCGAAAAAAAAAAAAAAGAAUUCUUUUUUUUUUGGGUCUUUUUCCUUUUUACCGAUACCAGGGAUCGAACUCACGACUGCCUGCUUGCAAGGCAGGCGCUUAUGCCGCUGAGCUAAAUCCCCAGCCCCCCAAAAAAAGAAUUCUUAAAACUUACACGUGUGCAGGCAUACAUCAUAUUCCAUAAGUCAUGUUAAUACUAAUUCCCUUAAAUACUCCAUUAAAUAAAUAUUAAGUCAACCAGUGAAAAUAUAUAAUGCACUGCUGGUAUAUGGUAUAUUAGAAUUUGAUGAGUAAUAAUUUUGACAGUUUAAAAAAUUUGAGGUGGAGGGGUCAAAAGUUUCAGUUCAAGUCAAAUUUGCAUAUUUCUGAAUCUCCAUUGAUUUUUAAUAUUCUACAGAAAGAAUUGUGGGAUAAGAGAUCCUCUGGGAUGUUCUCCAGCUCUAAAUAUUAAAGUUGUAUUUUGGAUUAGACUUGCUGUGUUUAAUUCAGAUUGCCUAAUUUCCAAAUGUCUCUGAAAGUGAACAAUGUUGGUUUACAAGUUUUUGAGCUUUCCAGGUAUAGCUAAUGACUUGUCCCAGAAUCCUUUCCCCUUGGAGAAAUUACGGGGUUGAGCCCAAUGAGCCCAGUGACUUGAUAUUGGCACCUUUGUUUCUUACAAUAUGCACUCCAAGACACUAACUGAUGUACUGUGAAAUACAAAUGUUUUAUACUAGCCUUAUCAAAGAAAUGGACAUGGUUCUCUGCUCAUGCCGUUAAAACUGGGUGGUAAUUCCUUAAAUAUGAAUGAUUGGUAGGUUCUACUGUAAUACUUAAUAUAAAUGUUGUAAAUUUGUUUAAUAGAUAAAAUGUACAUGUUUUUCCUACUCUGUACAGUUUUGUCUUUUUUAAAUAUGAAGUACUUAAAUGCACUUACUAUGAUAGGAAAUAUGUGUGCCUUCUGGGACUUGUGAAAUAGUCUAAGAAAUGUGUCCUAUAAGUUAUACAGUGUUCUCUCUCCUAACUCAGUAACAAAGGGUUUACUAAUUAUGCUAGAACUUUAGUUUGAGAAGAUGAGUUUGUGUACUGAAUUUAGAGGUUGACAACAGUAUCUGUUUUAUUAAGAAACUGAUAAAUUGUGCAAUAAAUAAUCUUGAGCAAGAAGUAUUUGCUGACUUAAAAUAUUUCUUAUGUAAUUUCAUUUUCAUAUAUACUAAAUAUUUAUAUUCCUUAGAGGACUAUUUUAUAUUGUGCUUUGGAGGGUUGUGAAAUUUGUGUGCUAUGUAUUGAGACUAAUUUUAAAUUGAACUUGAUUUCCUUUACCUAAUAUGUAUCUAAUGAGAAUACUUGGAAAGAUCUUUUGGCUCAGUGAUUUUAACAUUAGGAAGUUGAAUUCAUUAAAAGGCAGUCUGGAGAAUUUGCAUUUUUAACUGCUGUGUCUUUGACCUUUCUUGUCUACCAGAAAUAAGAUAACUACUUGGAGACUGGGGAGAUCAGUUGAUCACCCACAUUUAUGAUGGGCAACAUAAUAAUACAAAUAGUUGACAUAUAGUUUCAUUUAUUUUCAUUUUUUAAAUUUUGGUCCAGUAAAAAUAACUGAUAAACUA